AUGCCUAAGAAGGUUCUGACUUCAGCCACAUUCUGGGGUCUGGGCAUAUGUGUGAUGGCGCUGAUCUUCUCUGGUCCCUCCGAUUCUGAUUGGGAGCCCCCACUGCCAAGGUGCCCAUCCCCGACAGGAGCUGGAUCAUCUAGCCGGACCCCUGCUGUCUCCGGCUCCACACCUACCCCCGCCCUGCCAGGUGGGAAGUCUGUGACAAAGAAGUGGAGGUGGGGAAGAGCUAAACCUGCAAUCAGAGAGGAGGAGGGUCGUUGGCACUCUGUGCUGGAGGAGGAUGUGUUGCCUACACCUCCAGUAUUCAGACCGAAGAGGCCAUCAGGACCUCAGCUGGACAUGACCUCUAAGUACAGCCCCAUGCAACUUUUUCAGCUGUUUUUCACCUCGGCAGUUGUUGAUUCCUUGGUGUCGAACACAAAUAAGUAUGGUGCUAAGAAGCAGGCAGGCAAGAAAGAGGGAUGGAAGCCCAUUUCCAUGUCAGAUCUUUUUUGUUUCAUGUCAAUGGUCAUGUACAUGGGUCUUGUGAAGCUAAAAACCCUGAAAGACUACUGGAAAACUGCUCCUCUCUAUCAACUGCCUUUCCCAUCCACUGUCAUAUCAUGCAAAAGGUUUAUGACAAUCUCACAGGCGCUUCAUAUCAGUGACCCAGAAGUUGAUGAGGACAAUGAGAAGAUGAGAGGCACAGCAAGGUUUGAUAGGCUGUGCAAAAUAAAACCUCUCUACCCCAGCAUCGUCGAGGCUUGCAAAACCUAUUUUCAGCCUGCCCAGAACAUUUCCAUCGAUGAGAGGAUGGUAGCUUCAAAAGCCAGAAUUGGCCUAAAACACUACAUGCGUAACAAACCGACUAAAUGGGGUUACAAGCUGUUUGUUUUGGCUGAUUCUGCGUGUGCAUACACGUGCAAUUUUUUUGUUUAUGAGGGGAAGAGCAGUUGUGCGACCGGUAAGGGACUUAGCUAUGACUCCGUUAUGCAGUUAUUAGAUUUUCAGCUGCUAGGGAAGGGCUACAAACUGUUUGUGGAUAACUUCUACACAAGCCGUACCCUGUUCACAGACCUGAGGAAGCUGGAUGUGUGGGCCUGUGGCACCAUUCGGACCAACAGAGUGGGCUUCCCGAAAACAAAGGUGAAUGACAUGCCUAAGCGGGCUGAGCGGGGGACCAUGAGAUGGAUCCGUGAAGAUGGCCUGCUGUUUGUGAAGUGGAUGGACACCAGAGAGGUGGUGAUGUGCUCCACUAUCCACAAGUCCUUCAGUGGUGAUCACGUCAUCAGGCGUGUGAAGGACGCUACUGGGGCAUGGACCACCAAAAAUGUCCCCAUUCCUGCAGCCAUCACGGACUACAACAAGAGCAUGGGAGGUGUGGGCCUAUCACAUGCGCUGAUAGGAUACUACAAUGUUCUCCACAAGACAAUGAAAUGGUACAAGACAUUUUUCUAUCAUUUCAUUGACAUUGCUGUGGUGAAUGCCUUCAUCCUCCAGAAGGAAAUGGCUAAGAGCUGUGGACAGCCCCCCAUCUCACAGCUAGCCUUCAGAGAGCUGCUCAUCCAGGAACUUGCUAGCUACAGCAAGACCACUGUAGCACCUUCUGUCCCCUCUACGUCUGUCCCCUCUGCUCCAACUAGUAGUGUUCACCUGCCCAGAUUCAUCUCUGCAGACAUGAAUGUGCCUAGGGGCAAAAAGGGCACAGUAGGGAGACGUCGUUGUGUUCUGUGUCACAGGAAAUGCCCCAUCACCUGCACCAGCUGUUCAGUAACCCUCUGCUUUACAGCAGAAAGAGACUGCUAUUGGGCAUGGCAUCAGAAGAACAAUAUUGUGUAG
Messenger RNA from Oncorhynchus nerka (sockeye salmon), 1821 nucleotides. RefSeq names its product piggyBac transposable element-derived protein 4-like. The record is from RefSeq and is a predicted model, not a curated record. Bases 1 to 1821 code for a protein of 606 amino acids. The transcript is spliced from 2 exons. Lineage: Eukaryota; Metazoa; Chordata; Actinopteri; Salmoniformes; Salmonidae.